Molecule: messenger RNA, 2070 nt
Organism: Ornithorhynchus anatinus (platypus)
Lineage: Eukaryota; Metazoa; Chordata; Mammalia; Monotremata; Ornithorhynchidae
Product: protein-glutamine gamma-glutamyltransferase 5-like
Exons: 14
Coding region: 1-2070 (689 amino acids)
Biological process (GO): peptide cross-linking
Molecular function (GO): protein-glutamine gamma-glutamyltransferase activity
Source: RefSeq, a predicted model, not a curated record
AUGGAAGACUAUGAAAGCGAAGGCAUCUGGGUGGCCCAUUUUGACCCGAACUGCUCUUUGAAUUGCCAAAGCCACCACACGGACAUGAUGAGCCGGGACAGGCUCAUCCUGAGGCGGGGCCAGGCCUUUGACGUGUUUCUGCACUUCCAGAAUCGGGGCUGGGACAGCAGCAAAGACCAGAUCACAUUCACUGUGGAGACGGUCUGCAAAGCCAGCCGCCACCGCUCCAUCCAAGUCAGCCUGCUCAUCCCCGCCAACGCCUGCAUCGGCCUCUAUUCCCUGCAGGCACAAGUCCCAUCUGGACAAGGCCCGGGCCCCCGGACCCUGGGGGAAUUCAUCGUCCUCUUCAACCCCUGGUGCCCAGAUGACCUUGUGUACCUAGAGAAUCCAAGCCACCGGGAGGAGUAUAUCCUGAACGAACACGGGAUGGUUUUCCGGGGGUUGCACAAGUACAUUGUUUCUCACCCAUGGCACUUUGGGCAGUUUGAAGAGAACAUGGUGGACAUGUGCCUGAGGGUCCUGGAUAUGAGUGGGAACUUCCAACGGGAUCCAAGCCUCGACUGUUCCUAUCGCAACGACCCUGUCUACGUAAGCAGAGUGGUCAAUUCGAUGCUCUGCAGUCACAGCUCGAACAGUUUGAUGAAGCUGCCCAGAAACAACGAUUCCGCUCAAGGGGUGAACCCCCUGGCGUGGAAUGGAAGCGUCCCUAUUCUGAGCCAGUGGUACGGUUCUGGCUGCAGACCCGUCCGAUUCGGGCAGUGUUCCACCCUGGCAGCUGUCAUGUGCACAGUGAUGAGAUGCUUGGGAAUCCCAAGCCGGGUCGUCACAAACUUCUACUCCACACAGAACGCCUCUGAAGCCUUCAUCAUUGAUGAAUAUUUUGACAGCACAGGCAGGAGUCUGUGUGGCAAGGAGCAUAUCUGGAGACACCAUUGCUGGAAUGAAUCGUGGAUGGUCCGGAAAGAUCUGAAUGAGAGCUGUGGGGAAUGGCAGUAUCUGGACCCGACUCCGAUGGAGACCAGCGGAGGGCUGGUCUGCUGUGGGCCCACCUGUGUCAAAAACAUCCGAGAAGGAGACCUGGACCAGGACUACGAUGGCGCCUACGUUUUUUCCCGUCUGAACGCAGGCCGGGCCAGUUGGCUUCGCCAGGCCAGCGAGGGGAAAGCCAAAGUCCACUGUGAUGCCCGCCUCUUCGGACAGAGCAUCAGCACCAAGGGAGUCGGCACGGAGGAGCGGGAGGACAUCACCCACAAUUACAAGCAUCAACCGGACUCGAUUCGAGGGAGAGAGGUGUUUUACAAGGCAUACAGGAGGAUUCACCCCAAAUUCCUGUCAGCCAGUAACUGCCAGAUAGAGAAGGAGUUACAGGCUCUCCGAAACCCAGGCCUGGACGAGGCUGACACGGUCAUGAAGUUUAAGCUGGGAAACAGCCCUGUGUACGGGGAAGACAUCAACCUGUUUUUGCAUCUGGCCAACUUGUCCCACGAGAGCAGAGAUCUCCGAUUGAAGCUGAGCGCGGAGGGGCUGACGUAUGCAGGCUGCUUCAUGGAGCCCUUCUGGACGGACGAUCUAAUCAUCAGCCUGAAGCCCAAGGCAGAGAAAAAAGUUCCACUUCAGAUAAUGUACAGUCAGUAUGGGCGUCAUCUGGGCGACCACAAUCUUCUGCGGGUCGUGGCUGUUUCAGAGCCAGGUUGUAAAGGAGAAAUCAUGCUGGUGGAUAGAGAUAUCCUGCUCCUGAAGCCCCCAGUUGAAAUUAAGCUGAGAGGCUCACCUCGACUCAACGUGCGGUGCACGGCUGAGAUCAUUUUCACCAACCCCCUGCCUGAGAGCCUGAGGAACUGUAAGCUCACCUUGGAAGGAAGUAACCUGAUGCAAAAGCCGGUGACCAUAGAAUUGGGGACUUUGGCCCCCAGGCACCAGACUCAGACCCUGGUGGACCUGAUCCCCUUCAGACCAGGCCUCCACAGGCUCCUGGCCAACUUCGACUGCCACAGGUUCAGCUAUUGCAAAGGCUAUGCCAAUGUCCGGGUGGACAACUCUCUCAUCAGUCUCGUCCAAGGACCCAGAUAG